AUGUGUUUUUUUUUGACUUCAUGGGCGUAUUGUACAUGUCCAGAUGGAAAUACUUUGAACAUUCAAUAUGGGGUUACAACUGUUAAUGAUUAUGAAUACCAUCAAUGCACAAAAAUACAACAAGUUAUUUUCCCAAUUUCGAUUGAAACAAUUGGAGAAUAUUCGUUUUCCGAAUGUUCUGGAUUAGUUAAGGUUGAAUUACCUGAAAAUGUUAAAUCAAUCGGAAAAUCUUCAUUUUCAUAUUGCAAUCUAUUGAAAUGUAUUGUUCUUCCAAAAUAUCUCACCAAAAUUGAUGAUAUGUCAUUUUUCAAAUGCGAAAGCUUAUUGAAUAUCACUCUCCCAAAUACUUUGACAUCAAUUGGUGAUUAUGCAUUUUCUUAUUGCAUUUCUCUUCAAAAUUUUAAAUUUCCAGAAAAUUUAACUUAUAUUGGCAAGCAUGCAUUUAAUUUUUGUUUAAAUUUAACAAUUCUCCAUCUUAAUACAGCAAUGACUAGGAUUGAAGAUCAAUCAUUCUAUCAAUGCAUUUACGUUAAGUCCCUUAUUCUCCCACAAAAUUUGAUUUCAAUUGGAGAUUUCGCGUUUUUUGAUCUCAAUUUUUUAACAACAGUCGAAAUCCCAAGCUCAUUACGAACAAUAGGCGAUAGGGCAUUUUCACAGUGCUUUGCAUUGCAAAAAAUUGAAUUUUAUAAUUCACUAACCACAAUUGGAAGUUAUUUAUUCGCUAAUGAUCGUUCUCUCACCGAAAUUAUACUUCCUUAUUCACUUUCUUAUAUCGGGGAAGCUGCAUUUUACUAUUGUUCAUCUUUAAUUUCAAUAGCACUUUUUAAUAACAUCCAUUCUAUUCCAAACUAUGCUUUUUCUGGUUGCUCUUCAUUAGUCAGCGUUCAGCUACCAUAUUAUUUAUUUGAAAUAGGCGAUUAUGCGUUUUCAGAUUGCUACAAAUUAUCAACACUUAAAUAUGCCAAUAAUUUGGUCUCAAUUGGUGAAUGCGCAUUUUCUGGUUGUAGUAGUUUAUCUUCUUUUGAUUUUCCAUGUACUUUAUCACAAAUUUCUAAUUCUGCUUUUAUUUAUUGCCAAUCACUACGAUCAGUUACUUUACCAGAAUUGAUAACAACAGUAGAUGAUUAUUCAUUCUAUAAAUGUUUGGAGCUCACGAAUAUUACUUUACCACAGAAUUUAACUUCAAUUGGCCAAUUUGCUUUUUCUGGAUGUGAUGCACUACAAAAUAUAAUAAUAUUAACAAAGAAUAACAUUUCAAAUCAAAUUAGUCAAACAGCAUUUUACAACUCUUCUUCAAUUAAUACUUUAAUUUACAAAUCAGCUGCUUUCCCUAUUACACCUAGCUGGUUAAAUGUGAAGACUAUUGUUUUUAAUAGUUUGGAACUAUCUUCUCUUCCCAAUUUGACUAAUUUUUCCAAUCUGAGAAACUUGUUCAUAUACAAAACCGGAGAAAACUUUUCAAUUCAUAAUAACCAUAUAAUCAGCGAUAAUAUUACAAUUGAAAUUUCAAAUUCAAUUUCUCAAAUUGAGGAUUUUGCUUUUUCUAAAUGUGAUAUUUUUAAAUUUUCAUAUUGUGGAUUUAACAAACUCGAGGGAAAUUAUUUAAGAAAUGCUAUAUCAUGUCAUAAUGUUAUUGUAUCAAAUGAUUAUAAAUUAGAGUCAUUGGGAGGACUUAAAAUAACUAGAUACUCUAAGCAAUGUUGA
Molecule: messenger RNA, 1704 nt
Organism: Trichomonas vaginalis G3
Lineage: Eukaryota; Parabasalia; Trichomonadida; Trichomonadidae
Product: surface antigen family
Exons: 1
Coding region: 1-1704 (567 amino acids)
Source: RefSeq, a predicted model, not a curated record